Carlito syrichta (Philippine tarsier) is the source of this 7690-nucleotide messenger RNA. It is a transcript of the gene STRN, whose product is annotated as striatin. NCBI's taxonomy places the organism in Eukaryota, Metazoa, Chordata, Mammalia, Primates, Tarsiidae. Gene Ontology annotation, molecular function: protein phosphatase 2A binding; protein-containing complex binding; armadillo repeat domain binding. The record is from RefSeq and is a predicted model, not a curated record. Bases 77 to 2110 code for a protein of 677 amino acids. The transcript is spliced from 17 exons. Gene Ontology annotation, cellular component: dendrite.
GGCCCAGAUUGCCUUUCUUCAGGGGGAAAGGAAAGGUCAAGAAAAUUUGAAGAAGGAUCUUGUGAGGAGGAUCAAAAUGUUGGAGUAUGCUCUUAAACAGGAAAGAGCCAAAUACCACAAAUUGAAAUAUGGGACCGAAUUGAAUCAGGGAGAUAUGAAGCCUCCAAGCUAUGAUUCUGAUGAAGGUAAUGAAACAGAGGUGCAGCCACAACAAAAUAGCCAGUUAAUGUGGAAACAAGGUCGCCAACUACUUAGACAGUAUCUCCAGGAAGUCGGUUACACAGAUACUAUUCUAGAUGUGAAAUCCAAACGAGUGCGAGCUUUGUUGGGUUUUUCAAGUGAUGUCACUGACCGGGAAGAUGACAAAAAUCAGGACUCAGUUAUAAAUGGCACAGAGGCUGAAGUUAAAGAGUCAGCAAUGAUUGGAAAGUCCGAGUUAACAGAUUCUGCCUCUGUGCUGGAUAAUUUCAAAUUCCUUGAAAGUGCGGCUGCAGAUUUCAGUGAUGAAGAUGAAGACGAUGAUAUUGAUGGAAGAGAGAAAAGCAUCAUUGAUACAUCAACAAUUGUUAGGAAAAAAGCUUUGCCUGAUAGCAGUGAAGAUCGAGAUACAAAAGAAGCUCUAAAGGAGUUUGACUUCUUGGCGACGACAGAGGAAGGAGACAGUGAAUCUAGGAGCGCGGGGGACGGAACAGACUGGGAAAAGGAAGACCAGUGUCUCAUGCCUGAAGCCUGGAAUGUGGACCAGGGAGUAAUUACCAAACUCAAGGAACAAUACAAAAAGGAGAGAAAGGGGAAAAAGGGGGUGAAGAGGCCCAAUAGGUCAAAACUACAAGAUAUGCUUGCUAACUUGAGAGAUGUUGAUGAGCUUCCUUCAUUGCAGCCAUCUGUGGGUUCACCUUCCAGACCCAGCAGCUCCAGGCUUCCUGAACAUGAAAUUAAUAGGGCAGAUGAAGUGGAAGCAUUGACAUUUCCUCCUUCUUCUGGAAAGUCAUUCAUCAUGGGAGCAGAUGAAGCCCUUGAAAGCGAACUGGGACUUGGAGAAUUAGCAGGACUUACGGUGGCCAAUGAAGCAGAUUCUCUAACUUAUGAUAUAGCAAACAAUAAAGAUGCAUUGAGGAAGACCUGGAACCCUAAGUUUACAUUAAGAAGUCACUUUGACGGCAUCCGAGCUCUCGCUUUCCACCCUAUUGAGCCUGUUUUGAUAACAGCAUCAGAGGAUCACACAUUAAAAAUGUGGAAUUUGCAGAAAACAGCCCCAGCCAAAAAGAGUACUUCUCUUGAUGUAGAGCCUAUCUACACAUUCAGAGCCCAUAAAGGUCCAGUGCUUUGUGUGGUGAUGAGCAGCAAUGGGGAGCAGUGUUACAGCGGGGGGACUGAUGGCCUGAUCCAGGGCUGGAACACCACUAAUCCCAAUGUCGACCCCUAUGACUCCUACGAUCCUUCUGUUGUGCGAGGCCCUCUGCUAGGCCACACGGAUGCAGUCUGGGGCUUGGCCUACAGUGCAGCACACCAGCGUUUGUUGUCCUGCUCAGCAGAUGGCACUCUGCGUUUGUGGAACACCACAGAGGUUGCUCCAGCACUGAGUGUGUUUAAUGAUAAUCAAGAAUUGGGAAUCCCUGCCUCUGUGGAUCUAGUGAGCAGUGACCCGAGCCAUAUGGUAGCAUCAUUCAGCAAAGGAUAUACAAGCAUCUUUAACAUGGAAACACAACAGCGCAUCCUCACUUUAGAAUCCAAUGUAGAUACAACAGCCAACUCUUCUUGUCAGAUAAAUAGAGUCAUCAGUCAUCCCACUCUUCCCAUCAGCAUCACUGCUCAUGAAGACAGGCACAUCAAAUUCUAUGAUAACAAUACAGGCAAACUGAUCCACUCGAUGGUAGCCCAUCUGGAAGCCGUUACAAGUUUAGCAGUUGAUCCUAAUGGCCUUUAUUUGAUGUCCGGCAGUCAUGACUGUUCAAUACGUUUAUGGAAUCUAGAAAGUAAGACAUGUAUCCAAGAGUUCACAGCUCAUCGAAAAAAGUUCGAAGAAUCAAUUCAUGAUGUAGCUUUCCACCCAUCCAAAUGCUAUAUAGCCAGUGCUGGAGCGGAUGCACUGGCUAAAGUCUUUGUAUGACACAAUGCGUCAUCUUCACCUUCUAGCUCUUUAUAAGUGAUCAACUGCACAAAAGAGAUAUCGAGGACGGGUCAGAGUCAACUCAUCAUGCCCUUUUGUUCUGCUGAAGGAGCACAGAGAACAUUUGUUAAAGUAGUUUUGCAAUUCGUAUACUGUUUUCUAAAACUAAGGUUUGUUCAGGUUGCUGCAAGCUCAGCUGAAUCUGUGAGCCUGAAACUGUUUCAAAUUUUCCCCCACAUAGGUGCAUUUAUUUCUGAGGUGGUUCUUAUUCGCUAGGCAGGCCUGAGCGAAUACAGGUCUAGCUUGUCCCUAUUGAGUAAGUAGGGCAUGCUGCAAUGGAUCAUUAAAAAGCUUGAGAGCUGGGAAUGAAUAGAGGAAGAGCGGAAACUUAGACCUAGUUCUCCCCAAGAAAUCUUGUUAAACAUAUUAAGUAGUCAAAACUAUAACCUUUAUCUUAUCUGUCAUAUUAACCCCUUUGUGUGUAAUGACCAGGCAGUGUUAAAAUGAGUUUUUAAUUUAGCUCUUUUCUGCUGUCUACAUAAAGCACCUGGCAAGGCAUUUUACCUAUUAGAGGAAGAAAAAAAUGCAAUAACAUGUUAAAUAUAUUAUUAUUCAGAAAUGCUAAACAAAUACUUAGUUUGCAAGCAGAUUUCUAUAUUGUAUUACAUUUUUGAAAAUAGAUUUGGUACCAUUCUAAAAUUUAGCUGUCAAGUACCCACAUUAUGAAGAAUAGAUGAUAGAGUCUGCUUUUAUUAAAGGAUUUAACUUAUUCAGGUUUGAAAUUCUGUUUAUUUUUAAAACUAAACAGGGCAUAUUUCUAUAAUAAUUUCUAUUUUAAAAUUCACUUUAUUCAUGUGAUAUUGAUAGUACCAGAGUGAUUAUUUCAUAUUGAUGAACUCUUACUUUUCGGUGACUGGAAAGAUGGAAGUUAUUUGCUAGUCCUCAUUUGUCAACACCCACAUAACCAGGCUUCAGAGAUGAUCUCUGCUCUUUCUUCUUUCUCUCAAAUUCAUAUUAUCUGACACCUACCAAAAUAUAGUACAUAAUUGUUGUUUUAACAGUCCAAAGGGUAUGGUUAACCUCAGGCAGCUGCUUUUGCAGAAGUACUAAUAAAAAUAAAUGUUUGUACCCCAGAAUUCUUCUGUUAAUAUCUCCAAGGAGAACCUCCUGGAAAUCUCUAUGGAAGAGUUCAGUGCCCAGUAUUGGAUAAAAGAUUCUCUCUUUCUCUCUCCCUAUCCCUUCCCUGUUGUUUAAUUGAGAUACACGUGUUCUAAUGGGUGGUAAAUAAGUAUUGUUUUGGGGGAAACCAUUCUUAAAAGGCCAGGCCUCCCCAAGCCCACCUUACCUGUGACCCAUCCACAAGUAGUCAGCUUUUGGGAUUCCCACAACCCCACUAUUUGGACCUAGUCCCGUGUCACACAGAUCUCAUUGCUAUAGGUGUCAUGCCUCUCUUCAUACUCUUUUUCUUGUUUCUUGUUUCUUAGAGGGACCAGUCUAGAAAUUAGAAAUUAUUUAUGUCCAACUUUUCACCCAAAUGUACAUAUACUAGUCUUUAAAAAAUUAUAUUCAUAAAUAUUUUAACCCAUUAAAAAAUUCCUACAUUCCUAUCUCCACAUAUUCCAUUGUCAUAGCAAUGAUACUUCUGAUGAUAUGUACUUGAAGUAUUCUGGUGGUGAUGUGGAUAAGAAUUGACAAUAUUUUUGUCUGUUUCUAGAAUUCUGCAGUGUACAGGCAAAAUUUCUUCAAAACUAAAGAAGGACCUAUGCUAAAUUUGCCUGAUUGUCAUACAGAUAUGCUGUAGUAUCUUAACACAACUACCUUUUUCAUUUCAUCUUUGUGCUUUGGUUAACAAGCAGGCUUAAGAAAUUUCUUUGUGUAAUCAUAUGAAUUGACCUAGACACGAGCUACCAGGUGAAUGUUUGUAUUUCCAUGUAGAUGCAGAAUUCCACAUUGUGUUCAGUAAAUUUCUUUCGGUUCUUCACAGAGUGAAGAAAGCGUGUUUCUAACCUAACUUUUGUAGGAUAGGAUACUGGAUAGUUCCAGUCAGGGUCCCUUAGUUGGUAGAUCUAUGAUCGAUGACCACAAAGCUAUUGUUGUACCAGCUAUUGCUAUAAUUAUCCUCCAAGAUCUUCAGUACCUGCAUUACUAGUGCCACUGAAAUUCUAAAAAUCAAGACACUCUCUUCCCCUGCUCAUUUGAUGCUUCAUGGUUGAAUUUUUUCUAUUUGUGACUGGAAAACAACCAUGAGCUGUGUAGACUUUGGUGCAAAUGAUGGAACUAUUGAAGGUUCCAUGGAAAGCCAGUGCUGUGCCAUUGGAGACUUUGUGCAGAGAUUUCCUCUUCACUACCACUGUAUGAUUUUAACCCAGAAGUGAGCCAAAGCUGUCUUCCAACCAGAUAGUAGCAUAGACGUGUCUGACUUUUCCCACAGCCUAUUGACAAUUUUUUAAAAAUUCACAAAAUUGAAACACUUUCAUAGUGCUUAUGUGUAAAUAUUUUGGUGAAAUGCUUUGGAAUACAUAGUAUGAAAAUCCGCAGGAAGUAUGGGUCCUGCCUUAUUUUCAUAUGCUAGGGGUGAACCGCUCGGAGCUUGCAGCACCCUUCCCAAACUCAGCUGGUGGCAUCGGGAGUUCACUGGCUACUCAGACCAUAGACAGAUAAUUAACAUAAGUGGUAUAAUGACCUUCCGUAUUUUUCUAUUGAACAAGUUUAGCAAUUUUUGCCAUUAAACAGAUACUUAGUUAUGCAAAGUAUUUAGCUUUUAUAAUCAUUUUAGUUAUGACUAAAAAGGGGGACAUUGAGCUGCAUCUCUGAUAAUGAGCUUUAUGAGAAAUUUUUGUUUAUCUUUCAUUCCUUCAGUAUUCUUGCUAUAAAUUUCUUUAAUGAUGAAGAUUUAUUUGAAAGUGUCUAAAAUGUAUGUAUAUUUUAUAAAUAUAUAUUAUAUAUAUUGUAGGAAUAUAUAUAAUAUAUAUAGACUAUAUAUAUAUAUAUAUAUAUAUAAAAACCAUAGGUGCAUUUUACUGUUUUGUAUUUUCAUUUUUGGAGGUAGUGUACACAGCAGAUAAUGAUGAGUAUGACGAGUGUUGUGCUGUUUGCUUUUGCAGUAUAAUAUAUAGUUCUAAAUGUUUAAAUUACUGUAUAUACUAUAUUCAUUAUAGGCUAGCAUGCUUGUUUUAAAGACUGUCAUUCUAGUUUAUUAAAAUUUGAAUGUAAGAAAACCUGGCUAUUCAAAUGUGAAUUGAAAAAAUAUUCCAUUCUCAGUACUGAACUAUUUCCAUUGGACAUUCAGGCUUUUUGACAAAACAGAUAUCAUCAAGAAGGCAAUAGCUAGAAAAUGAGAGGUGCCUUUAAAAAAAAUACAAAUGCAGCCUUACAGUGAGGAUGAAGAUUGAGUUUGGGGUAGGGGUGGGAGGGGGGGCAGUGAGAGAGAGUAUGUAUGUGUGUGUGUGUUUGCUCAUGCAUGGGUGUGUGUGUUUACCAAUCUGUGAAGGUCCUGAUUUGUGACCAUCAAUGUCUUUUUAAUGUAUUUGCUCAACUUCUAGGACUUCAGGGGACAUUUCAUGCGCUGUCUGUGGGCUCUUCUGAGCACCAUGUAUAUUUCCAAGAAUUUUGAAUGUGAAUUCCUAGAAAUUUCAGUUGAGAAAAAGUAGCUAUUCUUUAUAGUCAUGUUCAGGUAGAAGGAGAAGUUGUUGGUUCACCAAAAUUAUAGAAUCUGGGAUUUGACUACGUAAAUGUAAUUUUUUAAAGGCUCGCUUUUAUAGUACUUCAUCUAUUUCCCCCUUACACAAGAGCAUGUCAUGAAAUCUUAUGUGGUAAAGAUUCAACUAGUAAAAAUUAUUUUUAGAUUAAACCUUAACUAGUUAAAAUUCCACCUAAGAAUAGUCUUAAAGUAUUUAAAUGACAUCUCUCAUAUCUACCUCUUUGUCAUUGCUGCCAUUUUAACUAAAGGAAAUCUUUAUGACAUCUAAAAUAAUGUUUGGAUGCAAUUCAAAAAUCUAUGUUGGUGCUUUUCUCAGGCUUUGUCAUUUAAGUUAUGUUGUGUUGAGAUAUCACAAAUCAGAUUGAAAGGCUUAGAAUUAAUUUUGGUUUUCUUUUGAAAGCACUGCUUAAAAUUAGCCAUCAAUGUUAUUAGUGAAUGGAGACAGUUAAUCUCUGGUUGGUGUAUGUCUAUGUGAUGUUUUCAAUCAAGAGCCAAAUUAUUACUGAAUUUACAUGAAAAAGAGUUCUCAGUAUAAUUUUAUUCAGCUUACUUUAUUCUUUGAAAACUCUUUCAAGACUAUUAAGUAUAUAAGCAUUCGUUUUAUUUACUUAGAAGUUGCCUCCAUUAUUAUGUUACUUGUCUAGUUGUUUAUAUAAUUGCAGUACUUUAAGUGUUUGACACUGGGAUUCAGGUUGUACAAAAGUAAUAGCUGACAAAAAUAUGUAUAUUUUUGUGAAAUGUAUCAACUCCUAAAACUCGUUUUAGGAGAACUUCCAGAAAACUAACAUAUCUGUGUCUGAAAACAGAGGACAGGUCAUUGGUAAAUAAUUUGAAUAAUUUUUACUUUUGCCACUAAAAACUUCUUAAUUGGCCAUAUCCAUCAUCUAGCUGGUUCUCUGUGUCACUGUAAGGGAUGCUGGGUUGACAAAGUAUUUAACAGAUCUUUUACAUUCGUCUUUGUUUUGGUUUUGGUUUUUAAAUGUUAAAAAAAAAAAGCAAAUGUUAGGCCAAAUACCAAUCCCUAGAUCCCACGCAUUUAUUCUAACAGUAUUCCUGAAGUGGUGCUUAGGGGUCAGAAUUUUUGGGGUCUUAGCUAGGCAAGCUUUAGAUUUGAUUUAACUGGGAUCACAUGCUUGUCAUCCCUCUGAUGCAAAUUAGAAAGUUGAUUUUAAUUUAGAUUAACUCUAAUGUCUGCCUGGGUUUUUAACAGGCUGUGAACCAGUGAGUGCCUUGUUAAUGUAGAAUGUUUUUUUUCCCCUGGUUGUGUGUUAGCUCCUCUCUGAAAAUGUCUCAGAGAAUGGAAUUUUAAUUGAGUUGUUGAGAGCUGCUAAAUCUGGUAUUAUCAGCAAUCCGAAAGUCUUCAGUCUACCAUAUAACACCCUCCCUCCUUUCUCCUCAUUGUUUGGCUGAAAUUUGCCUCUUAUGAGAAAACAAAUGCAACCCCCCUCCCACACACUUUUUUCCCACCCGUCUAGAUUAAGAGGUAUCUCCUACCACCACCCCAACUGUAUGAUCUAAUACCUGUUUUUAGGAGGAACCACUUCUUUGUAAUAUUAAAAUCUACUGCUUAUUUUGUCUUCUCAACUUCAGUUUACUAGCGUUGACCUCAGGGUGUCAUCAGUUCAGAUUCCUAAAUAACUUUCUCUCCACACCCAGUCCCCCUCUGGUGAGCCCUGGGCCAGAUUGUUUGAUCUUCAGGUAUUUUAAAUUUUAGUUAUAAUAUCAAUUCAUGUAAAUUAAUCCAAAUGCUAAUUUUUGUGGUGCAAGAAGUUUCUUUUGUAAAUUCAGGGUAUGGAAUAAGCUAACUAAGAUAUCCAUUUUUGGUGGCUCAAAGUGUAUUAUUUGUUUUUAAAUAAAGUGUACAAAUAUAGAUAAAGUGC